AUGGGAAACCAUCGGUUAUUAUCACUUUCUGCUUUGGUGGCAGUGGUGAUUCUUCUGGUGUGCUUCCUGGAAGGCACUUGGGCACUCAAAUGCCGCACCGAAGACGGUCCCAGUAGCGACGAGGUGCGGAAGGUUAUUCGGACCUGCAUGAAACGGAUCACAACCGAAACGAAGAAUAAGACCAGCGAGGACGACGACGACGACGACGGGUAUGGAAACUACGAUUCGUCCUACUCGGAUUCGGAGAGUGACGAUAAAGGAGAAGCAAGCACUGAAGGGAACGUGAGGCGACAAUCAGGUUCAGGGUCGGGUGGUGGUGGUCAGAUGGGGAAUACGCGGGGCCGAAACGGUGAAGAUAGAAACAAUGGCCAGGACACAGGUAGGAAUAGUGAUGAUCGCAGGGGAGACGGAAGGAAUCGUGAGGACAAUGGAGGAAGGCGUAGGGAUCGAGAUUGGGACUACAAUUUCGGUACCAUGGAACGAAGAAGUGGUGAUAGACGGAAUCCGUAUGGGCGAUUCAAAAGACAGUACUACAAUGAUGGAGCUCAAGGCGGCUACGGUUACCAACAGAACGAUCGCUAUAAUCGGGACCGCAACAACUUUAUGAGUCCGUCAAGUGGAAACAAUACCAGCAAUAGUAGUAGCAACAUGGAACGCGAUCGAGCUUGCCUGAUGCAGUGCUUCUUUCAAGAAAUGAAGAUGACAAACAACGAAGGCUUGCCGGACAAGCACAAGGUUCUUCACGUUGUGACAAAGGACUUGAGGGACUAUGAACUGCGCGAUUUCUAUACGGAUUCCAUUCAGGAAUGCUUUCACAUGAUCAGUAUGGACAAUAGGAUCCGAGACAAGUGCGACUACUCAAUGAGAUUCGUCACGUGUCUAGCCGAUCGUGGACAGGCCAAUUGCAAUGAUUGGGAAAAUGAGACGAUAAUAUUCUGA
This is a messenger RNA of Ochlerotatus camptorhynchus, 939 nucleotides long. It is a transcript of the gene Obp59a, whose product is annotated as Odorant-binding protein 59a. Gene Ontology annotation, molecular function: odorant binding. NCBI's taxonomy places the organism in Eukaryota, Metazoa, Arthropoda, Insecta, Diptera, Culicidae. The transcript has a single exon. Bases 1 to 939 code for a protein of 312 amino acids. The record is from RefSeq and is a predicted model, not a curated record.